GCAUCACAUAGUGUGAUCGAGUCAGCAAACCAAAACUACUCACUAAACAACAAAUUUUUUUUUUUUUUUUAUAGCACUAAACAUCAAAAUUAAAAACAACUUAUUAUAAUAAUUCAUUUUUGCCCAAACCCUUAUCCAUUCGCAACCCAACCCAACCCAACCCAACCAACAAACCUUAUUUCAACAUAAGCCGCGGCGAAACACAGCCGACAGACACACUUUACUUCUCCAACCAACAAAACAAACAUUUUCCACUCUUUUUUCUUUUCUUCUUCAUUUCUUCAAUGGCUUUCUCUUUUUUCCUUCCACUCUUUUUCUCUCUUCUAAUCUUUGUUUCUUCUUCCUCAAAUUCUCUUCUUCUCCCAAUCUCAAAAGACAACAUAACACAACAAUACUUAACAACACUUUCUUAUGGUACCCCUUUUGUUUCUACCAACGUUGUUGUUGAUCUAAGUGGUUCAUUUUUCUGGCUUGAUUGUUCUUCUAGAAAAAUCUCAUCUUUUUCUCUCCGUACAAUUCCUCAUCGUUCUCUUCAAUGUCUUACAGCAAAAAGUCAUUCCCAAACAUGGCUUUCAAAUCUUGAAGAAAAUCAUGUGGAUCAAGAUUACCCUUGUGAAAUUCUUCCUAAAAACACCAUCACAGGUAAAUUAGCUACAAAAGGAAACCUUGUUGAAGAUUUUGUAGCAAUUCAAUCAAAUAAAGAUUCAAUUUUUAAACCAACCCAUGACUUUUUAUUCACUUGUUCAAAUACCCUUUUGUUGAAUGGGUUAUCUAAUCAUGCUAAAGGCAUUGUUGGGUUUGGUAGAUCUAGAACUUCAUUUUCAUCACAAUUUUUCAAUUCAAUGGAUUCACAAAGAAAAAUCACUUUUUGUCUCUCUUCUUCUUCUGGGUUUGUUUUACUUGGAAAAAGUAAGAAUUUUGAGUCUGAAAAUUUUAGAUCUUUAACAUUUACACCACUUGUCACAAACCAAAACAUGGAGUAUUUGAUCAAUGUUAAUUCCAUCAAAAUUGGUGGGAAAAAAGUGUCUUUUAACACACAAUCUUUGUCACAAGAGGGCUAUGGUGGAACUUUGUUGAGUUCUAUUUUGCCUUAUACAACCAUGCAAAGUUCAAUCUAUGAGAAUUUCAAAAGUGCUUUUCUAAAAGCUGCUUUAUCUAUGAACAUGAUUAGAGUACCUGCAGUGGCACCUUUUGAGAUUUGUUUUGGUUCUAAAGGAAUUGAUGAGUCACAAAUUGGGCCUAAUGUGCCAAUUAUUGAUUUUGUUCUACAAAGUGAGAUGGUGAAAUGGAGAAUUUAUGGAAGAAAUUCAAUGGUGAGAGUAAGUGAUGAUGUUAUGUGUUUGGGAAUUUUGGAUGGUGGUGUUGAACAAAAGAAUCCUAUUGUGAUUGGAGGGUAUCAAUUAGAAGAUGUUUUAGUUCAAUUUGAUUUGGAUAAUUCUAUGGUUGGAUUUAGUUCAUCACUUUUGAUUAAGGAUACUAGUUGUUCUAACUUUAUAUUUGAUUCAAUGGAUGUACAAUCUAGUUGAUGAUAAUCACUAUUAGUUGAUGAUAAUCACUAUGGUUAUUAUAAAUUAAUUGUAAUAGAGGAAGAGGCAUACCAUAUAGGUUUUUGUUAGGUUAUGGUGAAUUGUGAGAAAUUUUAUCAAUUUUGUAAUCACCUUUUUGUGUGUAUUUAUGUGAAUAUGGCAAUGGAAUUUUUGCUUCAUUGCUUUUUGA
This is a messenger RNA of Trifolium pratense (red clover), 1716 nucleotides long. RefSeq names its product probable aspartic proteinase GIP2. Gene Ontology annotation, molecular function: aspartic-type endopeptidase activity. Lineage: Eukaryota; Viridiplantae; Streptophyta; Magnoliopsida; Fabales; Fabaceae. The transcript has a single exon. The record is from RefSeq and is a predicted model, not a curated record. Gene Ontology annotation, biological process: proteolysis. Bases 285 to 1526 code for a protein of 413 amino acids.